AUGAACAAAGCGGGUGGUAGUGGUUCUAAAUUUAAUCAUGAAGAUCAAAUUGAUCAACACCGCCGAGAACAACAUCGAAAACACCAACUGAAAUAUCGUCGAUCACGACGUGAACGUUGUAAGCCAAUUACAAAUGUCGUUUAUAUCUCAAGGAAUAUUGAUAAUAUCACGUCCGACUCAGAAGUUGAAGAUAUUGAAAAUGAACAUAAAAUAUAUGAUAACAACGACUCUACGGACAACAUAAAUAUUUCAAGUGAAGAAGUAGAUAGAUAUUUAUCUACACAUGUUAUUCGAUCAUAUGAUGCUCAUAAUAUGGAUGAACUUCAAUUAAGUGAUGAUGAACAGUGUUUUUCUAAUGUUACUCGUGGAAAUAGUGAUUCUGAGGAGGAAAUUGAUAACAAUGCUUUAUCAAUAGCGAAUUUUAUCCGGAAAUCUAACCUUAAUCAUUCUGAUACAACGCACCUUCUUCAACUCCUUCGAACCAUUCGUUUUGAUGAAGAAAUUCCAAGAACAGAAAAUGAUUUAUGGAACAAAUUAGGUGUUGAAUUUAAUUUUCAGUCUUUCGUCUUUUGCACUUCCUGUUCAGCCAAAUUGGUAAAGUUUUCAGACCGGUGUAAUUGUACUGCAUCAUUUAAACAAAUUAAUUCUGAACUUAUUGUAUUUUCUGUAUCAUCUGCAUUGAAAAAUAUUAUUAAACAAAAUAUUGAUUUAAUAGACUGGUAUCGACAAGAAGAUCAUCAAAUUGUACCUGAUAUUGUUAAAGAUGUCUUACCUUUGUUUAAGAUUCUCGGUAGUAUAGUUGAAAUACCCCUACCUGUUCGUGAAUUUCAAGAUAAUAUUAUGCUAUUUGCCUUAUGGCAUUCACCGAGUGCACCUAAUGCUAAUGUUUUUAUUACUGAUGUUAUUAAUCAAAUCGUUCAACUUCAAAAAAAUGGUUUGUCUAUUGAUUUAGCAGCUAAAGGUAUUCAUAAGUUUGAAAUUGAUGUUCAAUUAUUGGUUGGUGAUUUGCCAGCCAGGGCAAAAGUUACUCGUCUUAAUGGACACUCUGGAUAUUUUGCUUGUAGUAAUUGUUUAUAUGAAGGUGUACCAUGUCCAUAUCAUAGACAUAUAUUAUAUACUUGGUCUGAUUUUUGUGCAGCUAAACCUAGUGUUCGUACACAAGAACACAUUGACUGGGGUGCAAUGCGAGGAGAAGGUUCAGGCAAAAAAGUAUAUGGUGUUCAUGAAGCAUCACCAUUAUCACGUAUUAUGUCGAUACCUAUUCAAUGUGUAUAUGAUUAUUUUCAUCUAAUUUUUGAAAUACAUUUGACUAUGCUUGUCAAGGAAUGGAAAUUACGAUUGACACAAGUUAAUAUAAAUUAUAUUAAUAAACUACUUAAUGAUGUUUCUUAUCCUCAUUCUUUCAACCGAAAACCGAAAAAUUUUAAUUUGUUUAAUCAAUGGAAAGCAAGCGAACUACGAACAUUCUUUCUUUAUCUCGCUUUACCAAUAAUUAUUCGUGCUCAAUCAGCUUUAUCUGAUAAAAUAAUUUACCAUUUUUCUCUUUUAUUCAUUUAUGUCAGAAUAUUACGUUAUUUUGAAGAUCGUUAUCAAAUACAUGAUGUGAAGAUAUUUAUCGAAAAAUAUUUGCAAAUGUUUUCAACCAUAUAUGGUCGGUGUCAUGAAUUGUUAUCAACUCAUGUACUACUUCAUCUUACUGAACAAUGUACUCGUCAUGGUGGUUUAAGUUAUCACAGUAUGUUUACAUUUGAAAGUCAAUUACACUAUUUAAGAAAAAUGGCACAUGGAACAACUUCACUUGCUCAACAAAUUGCGUUCUGGUAUACCAUUGAUAGAAAACUUAAUACAAGAAAAAAAUAUUCUGUUGAUUUAUUAACAAAGCAAGAGCUUCGACGUGAUAUUUUCUUUGAUAACAGCAUUCGUAUUUUAUAUCAACAAGCAUUUCAAAAUGCAUGUCAUUUAUUCUUCGGUUUACACAUCGAUCAUGUAAUAGAAUAUAUUUCUCGUUUUGAAUCAGGUCUUAAAAUGUAUCAUUCACUUGCUUAUCUUCGUAAAAGAAGCACAGCUAGUUAUCGGAUUUGUGUUCCCAAUCCACGGUGCCCAAAAACAAUUUGCUUUGAACAAUAUCGCUGUUCACUUCGUACUUUUUCGUCUUUUAUAUCAUAUGAAAACUGUUUAGAAUCAUGGUCAGAUUAUAUCAAUCGUUUUUAUCAUAUUAUUGAAAGUUCAUUCUUCCAUUUUGUUAUCUUAUCCUGUACUUCAAUUGUUAAUAAGUGUUUGUUUAUUCCAUUUAGUGAUACAGAUUUUGUGUGUACUGAAAUUGAACAUGAACCAGAACAUGAUUAA
This is a messenger RNA of Rotaria sp. Silwood1, 2346 nucleotides long. NCBI's taxonomy places the organism in Eukaryota, Metazoa, Rotifera, Eurotatoria, Philodinida, Philodinidae. The record is from the annotation of a GenBank genome assembly.